AUGUCGCGACGCGACUUUCUGAACCAACAAGCCCCCGAAAAUUACGUCGCCGGUCUCGGUCGAGGCGCAACUGGCUUCACCACUCGAUCCGACUUGGGCCCUGCUCGAGAUGGGCCCAGCGCUGAACAAAUCCAAGAAGCUCUUGCCCGACGAGCCCAGCAACUCGGUGCAGCACCCCCGACCGCAUACGGCGCUGGCGCGAAGAAACAGGAGCAAGAAGAGGAGGAUGACGAACGCUUUCAGGACCCAGAUAACGAGACAGGCUUGUUCGCCUCUGGCACUUUCACUCAAGACGAUGACGAGGCAGAUAGAAUCUAUCAGGACGUAGAUGAACGCAUGGGCAAACGCCGGAAAAGGCUCAGGGAAGAACGAGAGCGAGAAGAACUAGACGAAUACAACCGCAAGAACCCCAAAAUCUCCGAUCAAUUCGCCGACCUGAAACGAGGCCUUGUCACAUUAACUGACGACGACUGGGCGAACAUUCCAGACCCUGGCGAUUUAACGGGCAAGAAUAGAAGAGCAAGACAGGAUAGGAAUAACCAGCGCUCUUUUGCCGUCCCUGACAGCGUCCUGGCGAGAGCAAGGGAUUCCACCGAGUUUUCGACCAGCGUGCAAGACGAUGCCAUGGACGGUGCUGCUACGAGUGCAGAUAACAGAGACGGAACCAUGACAAACUUUGCCGAUAUUGGUGCGGCAAGAGACAGAGUGCUGCAAACUAGGUUGGACAGGGCGGCAAAAGCGGAUGCCGGUAACGGCACGGCGACGACGAUUGAUCCCAAGGGUUAUCUCACCAGUCUGGAGACGUCAGAAUUCGACCCAUCCAAGGUACAGCUCGGCGAAAUUCAACGAGUCCGCAUCUUGCUCGACUCUGUUAUCAAGACAAACCCGAAGCACGCGCCAGCUUGGAUCGCUGCGGCCCGUUUGGAGGAAUACGCCGGGAAGAUUGUCGCGGCGAGGAAAAAGAUGGCUCAGGGCUGUGAGAUGUGCCCGAAGAGUGAAGACGCUUGGUUGGAGAAUAUUCGACUGAACGAAGGACAGAAUGCCAAGAUUAUUGCUGCAAACGCUAUCAAGAACAAUGAACGGUCGACGAGGCUGUGGAUCGAAGCCAUGAGACUGGAGACGGAUCCUCGAGCGAAGAAACGGGUCCUCCGACAGGCGAUUGACCAUGUUCCCCAAUCGGUGGCGAUUUGGAAAGAAGCAGUGAAUCUGGAAGAGGACCCUGAAGAUGCGAAACUCUUACUUGCAAAGGCCACCGAGAUCAUACCAUUGUCAGUCGAGCUCUGGCUUGCUCUAGCUCGUCUGGAGACGCCGGAAAAUGCCCAGGCUGUUCUCAACAAGGCCCGGAAAGCUGUACCCACCAGCCACGAGAUUUGGAUUGCCGCGGCCAGGUUGCAAGAACAAAUGGGCAAUGCUAACAAAGUCAAUAUCAUGAACCGUGCUGUGAAGGCUUUGGUGAAGGAAGGUGCCAUGCUCAAGCGCGAGGAAUGGAUUACGGAGGCUGAGAAAUGCGAAGAGGAAGGUGCUGUGUUGACAUGCGGCGCCAUCAUACGAGAGACUCUUGGCUGGUCUCUAGAUGAGGAUGACGACCGAAAAGAGAUCUUCAAGGACGACGCCAAAGCAAGCAUUGGGCGAGAAAAGUUCGAGACCGCCCGAGCCAUCUAUGCUUACGCCUUACGAGUGUUCCCCACUAGCAGAUCACUAUGGCUCGCUGCGGCCGAUUUGGAAAGGAGCCACGGCACUAAAGCAGCUCUGUGGCAAGUAUUGGAGAAGGCUGUCGAGGCCUGCCCUCAAUCAGAAGAACUGUGGCUCCAGCUCGCACGCGAGAAAUGGCAUGCUGGCGAAGUUGACGAGGCACGCCGGGUCCUCGGUAAAGCAUUUAAUCAAAAUCCCAAUAACGAGGAGAUCUGGCUUGCAGCCGUUAGAUUGGAGGCAGAUGCUGGGCAAGUGACCCAAGCACGAGAACUUCUGGCGACGGCAAGACAAGAGGCACCGACUGAGCGGGUCUGGUACAAGAGCGCAGCGUAUGAAAGACAGCUGGGCAACACUGAUGUCGCGCUCGACUUGGUUCUCCAGGGCCUCACAUCGAGGGUUAUCGACAAGAAAGAGACACGCUUUCCACGGAGUCCUAAACUGUGGAUGAUGAAAGGGCAGAUUUACGAGGACAAAGGGAUGAUACCACAGGCGCGAGAAGCUUACGCACAGGGGACCAGAGCGUGUCCCAAGUCUGUGCCCCUGUGGCUUCUGGCGGCGAGACUCGAACAAAAAGAGGGGAUCAUCAUCAAGGCCAGAUCUGUCCUUGAUCGUGCACGCCUGCAGAACCCCAAGAAUGCCGAGCUGUGGGCCGAGAGCGUUAGAGUCGAGCUGCACGCCAAUCCACCGAAUGUCCAGCAAGCGAAGAUUCUGAUGUCCAAGGGAUUACAAGAGUGUCCUAAGUCAGGGCUUCUGUGGUCCGAGAACAUCUGGAAACUGCAGCCGCGGACACAACGGAAACCGUUGAGCCUCGAAGCCAUCAAGGCCGUGGACAACGAUCCCGUUCUGUUCGUGACCGUGGCGCGCAUAUUCUGGAGUGAACGGAGACUGGACAAAGCGAUGAAUUGGUUUGAGAAGGCGCUUGUGGUGGAUCCGGAUUUGGGAGACAGCUGGGCGUGGUAUCUCAAAUUUCUAAUGCAGCACGGCACCGACGAGAAACGGGAAGAUGUCAUUGCAAAGUGCGUUGCGAACGAACCGAAACACGGGGAGGUAUGGCAGAGAGUGAGGAAAGAUCCUAAGAACGCGGCUCUGAGUACGAAGGAGGUGCUGAUGGAGGUGAUGAAGCAACUUGAGGCGAAGGAGGUUAUCAGCUGA
This is a messenger RNA of Cladophialophora psammophila CBS 110553, 2844 nucleotides long. RefSeq lists its product as uncharacterized. The record is from RefSeq and is a predicted model, not a curated record. NCBI's taxonomy places the organism in Eukaryota, Fungi, Ascomycota, Eurotiomycetes, Chaetothyriales, Herpotrichiellaceae. Gene Ontology annotation, biological process: spliceosomal tri-snRNP complex assembly; mRNA splicing, via spliceosome. The transcript has 2 exons. The coding region runs from base 1 to 2844 and encodes 947 amino acids. Gene Ontology annotation, molecular function: protein binding. Gene Ontology annotation, cellular component: U4/U6 x U5 tri-snRNP complex; catalytic step 2 spliceosome.